AUGACAUUAGGCCAGACAUGUGAGGGAAACUGUGGUGCAAAAUUACAAUCAUGUUCUUGUCACCCAACUUGUAUCUCUCUGAAGAACUGCUGUGCUGACUACAGAGACUACUGUGUAGAAAUAUUUCCCUAUUCUGGCACAAUUUUUGGUGGAACAGAUUUUGUUGUCCUUCAUGCAAAUUUCAAUCAGAGUUCCCAGAUUGUGUGCAGGUUCAAUGAUAAUAUCCAAACUGUUGGAUAUGUGGAUGAAAACAGCAGAGGACAUUGCAUCUCCCCCCUGCUGUAUGAAACAGGAUGGGUUCCUUUUCAGAUCUCCUCAGAUAAUGGCACAACAUUCAGUAGAACUGGAGCAUGGCUAUCAGUACAUACUGGAAAGUUAGAUUCUGGACUCAAGGCAACUAUGGACAAUUCAACCAAAUGGCAGUACUAUGGUACACCUAAUGUUGGAGGAACUCUCAGCAUGACCUGGAAUGUCUCUUCAGUCAGAGCAGAGAGGGUCAACAUCGAGCUCUGGGGCUACAGUGAGACAGGGAGUGAUUCACUGGUGUCUGUGCAAUGAUUAUCUGCAGGAGAGCCCUACUCAGAGAACUGGCAGGCUAAAUGGGAGUACUUGUACUCUCUUGCCAGGGAUUAUCCAAACAAUGGUUCCUUUACAUUUUUGCCGAAACCAGCAGAGGAUGGAUUUUCAGAAUGGGAGCUUGGUUCUAUACGAAUCAGUCCUAGCACCUUCCCUGAUGGCAUAUGGAAUGUAAAUGCCAUGUGGAGUGAGGACCAUGCUCUAGCCUGGCAUCUGGAGGAGAAGUUCAGGCAGGACUCAGCAGCCUGGGCGCUGGAUAAGUGUGUAGCAUGGGACCAGCUGGAGGAAGAGCUGCCCAACUUUCUGAGUGAAAUCAUAGACUGCCCAUGCACUCUGGCACAAGCAAGAGCAGAUACCGGGAGGUUUCAUACUGACUAUGGCUGUGAUAUAGAAAAAGGGAGUGUGUGCACCUACCACCCUGGAAGUGUUCACUGUGUGAGGGCUAUACACGCUAGCCCUAAGUACGGCGCAGGGCAACAGUGCUGCUAUGACAGCACAGGAGCACAGAUCCUGACAGCAGACUCUAUUGGGGGCAGCACACCAGACAGAGCACACGACUGGGGCUCACCUCCCUUCAAGAAACCUCCCAGAGUUCCUGCCGAGUCCCACUGGCUCUAUGAUGUUCUCAGCUUCUAUUACUGCUGCUUGUGGUCUGACAACUGUCAUUACUACUUCAAACACCGCCCCUCUAGUGACUGCAGGACAUACCAGUCACCCACACCAGGUGUGGUGUUUGGAGAUCCCCACUUCAUAACUUUUGAUGGUGUUAGCUACUCCUUCAAUGGCAAGGGGGAAUACUCGCUGGUGACCUCAGCUGACAAGCAGCUGAUAAUUCAAGGCAGAACAGAACCUGUCAAUGGAACCUUUAUAAAAGCAACCAAGUUGUCAGCAGUUGCCAUGAGAGAGGGAUCCUCUGAUGUUAUUGAGGUGCGGCUUGACAGCAGUCAGAGCCGCCUUGAGGUGUUGAGGAAUCAGAAAACCCUCUCCUUUACUGAGCAGACAUGGAUGGACCUGAAAGACGUGUUCGUGUUUUCUCCUACCUCCAAAAAUGUGACCGUGAUGUUCCCCACCGGAGCUGGGGUGGAAGUGCGACUCGCAGAGGGAACCAUGACAACCACUGUGCUCCUGCCAGAGGAAUUCAAAUAUUCCACUAUGGGAUUGUUGGGAAAAAUGAAUGGCGAUGCAAAAGAUGACCUUGUCACCAGUGAUGGUCAACUUGUCCUGAACCAAAGCAAUCCAGAGGAUUUAUUCAGCUUUGGGGGAAGCUGGGCGAUAUCCAAUGAGUCAUCCUUGUUCACAUAUGACUCAGAGUAUCUUUUGGACACAUAUUUCUAUGCUCCCAGGCAUGACUCUAGUUUUGUUCCAGUGUUUUCUGUCCCUGAUAAUCCAGAUGAUCCCCUGGCCAAUCAGGCAACUGUGAUUUGCUCUGGAGAGGGCUCUCUGUUCUGCAGGUAUGAUAUCCUGGUAGCUCGUAGUCUGAGGCUGGGAAAUGCAACCAGGGUGUCUUAUCAAAGUCAUAUUUCUCUUGUGGAGGAUCUAGAGCCAGUGGUAUCCUGUGGUUGGCUGUCACCACCAAAAAAUGGGAAGAAAGAAGGGACCACAUAUCUACAAGGAGCUAUGGUGAGGUUAUCCUGUGAUGAUGGCUAUAAUCUUGAAGGAUCCAAGGAGCGCACAUGCCAGAAGGAUGGCCAGUGGUCUGGAGAGCCCACAAGCUGCGUGGCUAUCACCAAUAUCACAGGAAUUGUGGUUGGUUCAGUCAUCGGAAGUUUGGCGCUGAUCAUAAUUAUAGUAACAAUCAUACUCCACUCCAGGAAAAAGAGAAGUCUUCGAGAAGCUGUACAGUCAGAUCGAGCAUCCCUAUAA
Messenger RNA from Myripristis murdjan (pinecone soldierfish), 2439 nucleotides. RefSeq names its product sushi domain-containing protein 2-like. NCBI's taxonomy places the organism in Eukaryota, Metazoa, Chordata, Actinopteri, Holocentriformes, Holocentridae. The record is from RefSeq and is a predicted model, not a curated record. The transcript has 16 exons.